Messenger RNA from Penicillium mononematosum, 1023 nucleotides. Its product is annotated as nitronate monooxygenase. Gene Ontology annotation, molecular function: nitronate monooxygenase activity. The record is from RefSeq and is a predicted model, not a curated record. The transcript has a single exon. Bases 1 to 1023 code for a protein of 340 amino acids. NCBI's taxonomy places the organism in Eukaryota, Fungi, Ascomycota, Eurotiomycetes, Eurotiales, Aspergillaceae.
AUGGCCAAAGUUGCCAUGCCCAAGCUUGCUGCAGCUAUCUCAAAAGCAGGAGGUCUAGGAUUUAUUGCUGCGGGUUAUCAUAGCGAUCAUCUUGAAGAUUUGCUGGAGGAGGCCGAAGAUCUGCUCCAGGAAGGCACUGCGGAAACUCCGACCAAGGUUGAGGAAGGAACCCCGAGGUUCCUGCCGGUCGGGAUUGGCUUCAUAACGUGGAGUGCCUCCUUGGAGAAGGCCCUCCCCUCCUUCUCCAGAUACUGCCCUGCUGCUGUUUGGCUAUUUGCCCCGCCGCAGGGCUUCAGGGACUUAAUUCCCUGGGCCACUCGUAUUAGAGAGGCCACAGCAUGUAGGACCAAGAUCUGGGUCCAAGUCGGAUCUGUCUCAGAUGCGGUGGAGGUGGUCGAGGCUAUCAACCCGGAUGUCAUCGUCGUCCAGGGACUGGAUGCCGGUGGGCAUUCACUAGCCCGAGGAGCCAGCAUAAUUUCUCUUGUGCCAGAAAUCAUGGACAAACUCCGAGAGCUUCGGCCUUUCCCUCAUAAGCAAAUUGAUGUCCUUGCUGCUGGUGGAAUCAGUGACAGCCGAGGUGUCGCCGCCGCUGUGGCACUUGGCGCCCACGGGUGUGUGUUGGGAACGCGGUUUCUCGCUAGUCCCGAAUCCUUGGUCGCUCAUGGCUAUCAAAAGGCGUUACUCGAUGCCUCAGAUGGAGGAACCAGCACAGUUCGGACCACGAUCUACGACAAAGUUCGCGACAUUCAUGGAUGGCCGGAGGGCUACGAUGGCCGCGGUCUUAUCAACAAAACCUUUGUUGACCAUCUUAGUGGUCUCAGUGAGGUGAAAAACCGAGAGCUGUAUCGUGAGGAGCUAAACCGUGGAGACCAAGGAUACGGGGUGAAUGGGAGACUUACAACAUAUGCGGGAACUGGAGUUGGACUCAUUAGGGAGGUUAUUCCUGCUGGUGACAUUGUCAAAUCUUUGCGCGAAGGCGCUCGCGCCUUGCUCUAUGGACAGAAUUAUGUAUCUAAACUUUAG